CAUUGACAGACGACCAUCAUCGUGGCAGUAAACCAUGUCCAUUUUUUAUACUAUCCACGUUUAACAAAGUGUAGAUCAAUGCAUCAUCUUAUACACACUAUCGAGAUAUAAAUGUAUGUCAGUAACUGAAUGCCUGUGUCGAAAACGCUCUAGCGGAUAUCGAAUCCAGACCCCUCCACCCUUCACCGACAUUGGUUGAACCCAGCAACAAACACGGUUCUGUUCUCCUGCCUUUUUUUCUUUUCUCUUUGCUUUCUCUCUAUCCCCUUGUUGCUCUUUCUUAAUCUUUGCCAAUCCUCUUGUUUUACAUUACGCGAAUCACUGCUGUGGCAAUUGAAAUUCCCCUAGAGCCACAAGGGACUCUAUUCUGCACUCUAUUUAGUAUCGCCAAUGACCCAACCCACUCAUAUUUCAGUGGCGUCGAAAAGACAUGGUGAUAUCGCCCUUGAUGGAGACCACGCCGCGCUUGAGACGGUGACAACUAGCUCAUAUUCCGAAGAAAAUUAUCGCAAACUCAAGCGUAGACUCAAGGAGAUUGUCAUGCAAAAUGAAUCGAUAGCAUAUAGCUUGGAUAACGCAAAGAAGAAAAUUCAACGUCUCCGGAGGGAAAAGAGGUAUGUAUCACGUACAUGGGUCCCCUUUUCAACUUACUCCGACUGAUGACCUGCCCCGUUGACAGCAUGC
Messenger RNA from Umbelopsis ramanniana AG, 684 nucleotides. RefSeq lists its product as uncharacterized. The transcript has 3 exons. Lineage: Eukaryota; Fungi; Mucoromycota; Umbelopsidomycetes; Umbelopsidales; Umbelopsidaceae. The coding region runs from base 391 to 660 and encodes 89 amino acids. The record is from RefSeq and is a predicted model, not a curated record.